Molecule: messenger RNA, 681 nt
Organism: Didymella exigua CBS 183.55
Lineage: Eukaryota; Fungi; Ascomycota; Dothideomycetes; Pleosporales; Didymellaceae
Product: carbohydrate esterase family 5 protein
Exons: 1
Coding region: 1-681 (226 amino acids)
Molecular function (GO): hydrolase activity
Source: RefSeq, a predicted model, not a curated record
AUGCACGCCUCCACUCUUCUCGCUUGUCUCCCUCUCCUCGCAGGCACCUUCGCCGCUCCCGUGGAGGAUGUCAAGCGCGCUGCAUCCGCCUCCUGCCCCUCAUACACAAUCAUCAACACGCGCGGAACAAGCGAACCCCAGGGUCAGUCCUCUGGUUUCAAGACGAUGAACUCCCGCGUCACUUCUGCUCUCAGCGGCGGCAAAAUCUACAACACCGUCUACGCAGCCAGCUUCUCCCAGAACUCUGCAGCCGGCACCGCCGACAUCGUCAACAAGAUCACUCGUACCCUGGCGACAAACCCCAACGAGUGUUUCAUCCUCGAGGGAUACUCCCAGGGCGCCGAUGCCACCGUAAACGCCAUGCCGAAGCUGACAGGUGCCGCCUUCGCCGCCGUCAAGGGCGUGUUUCUGAUCGGCAAUCCGGCGCACAAGUCUGGUCUAGCGUGCAACGUCGACAACAAUGGAGGUACGACGACGCGCAACGUCAAUGGUAUGUCUAGCGCGCUCGGGACGGGGAUUCCCAGCACCUGGAUCCCCAAGACGCUUGACGUGUGCAUCUUUGGGGACGGCGUCUGCGAUACUUUGCACGGUUUUGGUAUCAACGCGCAGCACCUCCAGUACUCCAAUAAUGCGCCCACUCAGAACAUGGGCAGCACUUUCAUCCAGAAGCAAUUGGCUUAG